Trichoderma virens Gv29-8 is the source of this 1256-nucleotide messenger RNA. RefSeq lists its product as uncharacterized. The coding region runs from base 411 to 1256 and encodes 281 amino acids. The transcript has 2 exons. Lineage: Eukaryota; Fungi; Ascomycota; Sordariomycetes; Hypocreales; Hypocreaceae. The record is from RefSeq and is a predicted model, not a curated record.
GUACAAAGCAGGUCUGCUCCGUAAUAGCCUUUGCCCUGCUUCCACUGGGCCGGGGCCAAUGGAGAGCGCUGAUACCUCGGAUACGUUUCAAGCCUCUGCCAGCUCAUCAACCUGGACCGUCAUGCCUCGCGUGUCCUUGCAUUGACGCGAUUUCCAAUCAUCGACUGAUCUCUGCGUUUUACGGAGUGCACCGAAUUCCUGCAGCCGGCCAAGAUGGACGGUCUCCUUUGAUUUCAAUCCCGCUAGAUGGAUCCCUGGGCAUGAAGAGAGCUGCGAGUACGAAGUUGCGUCUCCUGCACUGCGCACCGGUGAUUGAUCCUGAUCCAUCUCGCCCUCCCUGAUCCGAUACUGUCUGUAGCUUGCGAUUUCACCCUCUUUUUCGCGUCUUGGAGCCUCUUUCGUCUCAUGGAAUGGACAUCCUAGAGAUACAAAAAUGGGCCUUCAUGCCUAAUCUUCCGGAUAACAUAGCGCCGAUCCGGGAUUUGCUCAUCCGAUAUAGCAAGAUCCCAGCCGGGGAGAUUGAGCCUCACCUUAUCAAGAUUCGAGAGGCGGCCUGGGCGUAUUCAAGAAUGCCCUUCAUUGGGCGAUGGAAAUUCCUAACAUUGAACGAUGUCAACGACUCCCGCUAUCAGCAGGCUCUGUUCCGCCUCAGACUGUCUCAAUCUCGAGAUGCCCUCCUAGACCUGGGCUGUGGGCUUGGCCAAGCUCUUCGUCAAUUUCGAGAUGACGGGGUUGAUGGGUCACGAUUAUUUGGGCUCGACUCAAGUUCCCAGUUGGUGUCAUCAGGCUACGAUCUCUUCCAAGAUAGGAACAGCUUAGGCGCCCAUUUUACCGUGGGAGACUUGAUAGAUCCCGACGAUCCGAGCUUAGGGGAGCUCAACGGCCAAGUCAGCAUCAUUCAUGCCGGAAGCUUCUUUCAUCUAUUUAGCUGGAAACAGCAGUUAUACAUUGGCAAACGACUUGUCGACUUCCUGCAGCCGGGAAUACGCAACGCGUUUAUAUACGGCCGACAUGCAGGCGUCGCUACCACUCGCGAGGUCGAGAAGGACGAUUCCUCACCCUACCUUCACAACCAGGAAAGCUUCCAGCGUCUCUGGGACGAGGUGGGAGAAUUAACGAGAACCAAAUGGAAGGUGGAGGUAGAGCCAGCGGGAGAGGCGGUUGCUUGGCUCCCAGGAAACCCAAAAGGCGCACAGCCCAUCAACUUUACGAUAUACCAAGUUCCUAGAAAUGAAAUCAAAAAAAGCUGCUUAUGA